This is a messenger RNA of Zychaea mexicana, 1436 nucleotides long. Its product is annotated as putative cytosolic iron-sulfur protein assembly protein Ciao1. Gene Ontology annotation, cellular component: cytosolic [4Fe-4S] assembly targeting complex. The record is from RefSeq and is a predicted model, not a curated record. Gene Ontology annotation, biological process: iron-sulfur cluster assembly. Bases 291 to 1319 code for a protein of 342 amino acids. NCBI's taxonomy places the organism in Eukaryota, Fungi, Mucoromycota, Mucoromycetes, Mucorales, Lichtheimiaceae. The transcript has 6 exons. Gene Ontology annotation, molecular function: protein binding.
AUGUACCUUUCAUCUCAUAAAUAGACUUUUUCCUUUUCUUACCACGUAGUUGUGUUUGAAGUUGAAGAACAUUGCUAUGGAAAACAAUUAUCAGGUUCACUCAUCUUUUCGCUUUGCUUAGAGAGAUAAAGAGUAACCAUUUCAAAAAGAAAAGAUCUAUUAAAAGUGACUCGCUUUUUUGUUGCGUAACGCGAUUCAUCUUCCAUCAAUCCGCUUGACUCCUUCAAACGUUUCUUUAAUUUUUACCCCUCACCUUCCCUCUCCCCCCACCCCAAUCAACUAUCUCUUACAUGCCACGUCUCGAGCUCGUCGCGGAAUUAGAAGGCCACCAAGAUCGUGUCUGGCAAGCGAUCUGGCAUCCGACAAAAACCAUUCUCGCGACAUGUUCAGGUGACAAGACCGUACGUCUUUGGGCCCCUGCGUCGCAUUCGGACAUGUCGAGCUGGCAAUGCAUUCAUACACUUGAUGGUGGACACAAACGAACGAUUCGUAGCGUGGCAUGGUCACCUUCGGGUAACGAAAUGGCGACAGCCAGUUUUGAUGCUACGACGGGUAUUUGGGAACACGAUAUGCGAGAAAACGAUUGGGAAUGUGUGGCUACUUUGGAAGGCCAUGAAAAUGAAAUCAAGUCGGUUGCUUGGUCUUCGUCGGGUCAAUUAUUAGCAACAUGUAGUCGAGACAAGAGUGUAUGGAUUUGGGAAGUGGAAUCUGAUAAUGAUUUUGAGUGUCUGAGUGUGCUACAAGAACACAGCCAAGAUGUCAAAAUGGUUGCAUGGCAUCCGCAUCAAGAAAUCCUGGCAUCGGCAAGUUAUGAUGAUACCAUCAAGAUUUGGCGUGAGGAUGAUGAUGACUGGUACUGCUCCGAUACCCUCCAGGGCCAUACGUCGACUGUGUGGGCUUUGGAUUUCGAUGCAUCGGGUGAUCAAAUUGUAUCGGCAUCCGAUGACCAGACAUUAAGGAUUUGGAAAAUGUAUAAGCCGAAUAAUGCACAAGGUAUACCAACGCCAAGCAAUGAUCCGACUUACCGGACGGUAUGCACGCUGUCGGGAUAUCACGGGCGGUGCAUCUAUUCUGUCUCCUGGUCCAAGGUCAACAACCACAUUGCAAGUGCAAGCGGUGACAAUACUAUCCGCGUAUUUACUCAGACUGCCGGAGGAGACGAGCCGGCGUGGGAGGCAGUAGCGACGAUCAAGGAUGCCCACGGCGUCCACGAUAUCAAUAAUGUUACGUGGUUCCCUACGCAACAGCAUGGCGAUUGGCUAGCAACCGCAGGUGACGAUGGUGUUGCCAGGAUAUGGCGGCUCGUUCAAGACGAUUAGAGAAGCAACACCUCUUCCUUCUCUCUUCUUCCUCCAUUUAAGUCACUCUCUCUCUCUUCUUCCACUGUCUAAACUCUCAUUCCCACCAACGCAACUUGUAUAUAUAUAUUCGAAAUA